Gadus morhua (Atlantic cod) is the source of this 3537-nucleotide messenger RNA. RefSeq names its product procollagen, type IX, alpha 2 (gene col9a2). Bases 206 to 2281 code for a protein of 691 amino acids. NCBI's taxonomy places the organism in Eukaryota, Metazoa, Chordata, Actinopteri, Gadiformes, Gadidae. The record is from RefSeq and is a predicted model, not a curated record. The transcript is spliced from 32 exons.
AUCUCUCUCCCCCAGAAGAGAGCACUCCUUCUCCUGAGCCGGACUCCUCUAGCCCCCACCCCUCCCCCCUCUCUUUUUUCGGCCAGUUUUGCGGCCCCACAGUGUAGCAGAGAGCCUGCCCGGGGAAGGAGCUUAAGGGAACUGUAAGAGGAGAACCAGGACCGGAUUUACUUCACCGAGGAGAGAGGUAUAGCAGAGUGGGACCAUGGCCACGCUCUCUGCCUUGUUGACGGGCUGGGUAAUCCUGCAGACCCUGUGCCUGGCUCUGGCCCAAGUGAGAGGUCCACCUGGACCUCAGGGCCAACCCGGCUCCCCAGGCCCCUCUGGCACCCCUGGAUCUGACGGCAUGGAUGGGGAGACAGGAGCUCCCGGGCUCCCUGGUGCAAUUGGACAGAAGGGAGAGCCUGGUGAGCCCGGCCCUGAUGGACUAUCAGGAGAGAAUGGCAUUGAUGGUUUGAUUGGUGCUAAGGGCGACCGUGGCCCAAUCGGAAGCCCCGGACCCAAGGGUCAACCCGGACCUAGCGGCGAGCCCGGUCCUCCUGGCCCCGGGCUGCCCGGACUGGCUGGUGCUGCCGGGUCCAUAGGCCUUCCUGGUGAGAUGGGCCUUAGUGGAUCCAAGGGAAUCCUGGGCUCCCCUGGAGCCCCCGGUCUCCCCGGACCCCCUGGGAAGCCAGGCCCCCCAGGGAAGUUCCUUGGUGCAGAGGAGGGCAGUGCAGGCUUCCAGUGUCCAACUAAUUGUCCAGCCGGCCCUAAGGGCCCACAGGGCCUCAUGGGAGUCAAGGGACACAAAGGGCGCUCAGGGAUCCUGGGAGACUCCGGCAGCAUCGGGAAACUGGGCACCAAAGGAGAGACGGGCAUCUCUGGAGAGCAGGGCAUUCCAGGACCAGCGGGUCCAAUGGGCCUGAGAGGCUACCCAGGAAUGAUGGGCCCCAAAGGGGAAGCGGGCCCUCGUGGCUACAAGGGCAUCACAGGGCCCGUAGGCAUCCCAGGACCCCCGGGCGAGGAGGGACCUCAGGGACCGCCUGGAGAGUCCGGAGAUAAGGGAGUCGUGGGCGGUCGAGGAAUUCAAGGCCCACAUGGAGCAGUCGGGAAAAAGGGAGAAAAUGGCCUGCCCGGGAUCGAUGGGAAGGACGGAACACCAGGAAUUCCUGGCAUUAAGGGAGGUCCGGGCCAGGCUGGCAGGCCAGGCCCGUCCGGAAACCAGGGAACAGCGGGAUUGCCCGGAAGCCCAGGCACAAAGGGGGGACCUGGAGACACGGGGGAGGCAGGACCCAGGGGACAUGUCGGCAUGGCAGGCGCCCCCGGACCUCUGGGCGAGCCCGGUCUCCCGGGCGUCAUUGGCAUGGAGGGAGUCCCGGGACCCAAGGGAGACAGAGGAGAGCGGGGACCGGUAGGCGCGCAGGGAAUCGUCGGCAAGGCAGGAAACAAGGGAGAGAGGGGGCCCAUCGGAGUCCCCGGGGCCCAAGGCCUCUCCGGGACCAAAGGAGACAAGGGUUUCCAAGGGAAAGUUGGAGCAAAGGGGGACUUUGGUGACCCCGGUGUGGAGGGCCUCGCCGGGGAGAAAGGAGAAAAGGGUUUGUCUGGGGAACCCGGACCUAAAGGCCAGCAAGGAGUGAGGGGUGAGAUGGGUUUCAACGGACCCACAGGGGACUCCGGUAAGCCAGGGGACCAGGGGCCACUCGGCCUCCCCGGCCCCAGGGGACUGGGUGGCGAGAGAGGAGUGCCAGGCAUGCCCGGCAUUGUGGGAGCCAGCGGACGGGAUGCGUCUGACCAGCACAUCAUCGAAGUGGUGCUGAAGAUGUUGCAGGAGAGGCUGGCUGCCGUGGCGGUGAGCGCCAAGAGGGCCGUGCUCGGUGGAGCGGGUGUGAUGGGACCCCCCGGCCCGCCCGGACCCCCGGGGCCGACCGGCUCUCAGGGGCCCCACGGCCACACAGGGGCCCGAGGCAUCCCCGGCAUCAUCGGCGGCCCGGGACAGAUCGGCAACACAGGACUCAAAGGAAAGAGAGGAGCGAAGGGAGAGAGAGGAGACCCAGGCAGACCUCACCCUGGUGCGCCAGGACCUCCAGGAAUACCCGGAGCGGCCGGCAUCGACGGCGUGGCCCGGGAUGGCAGGCCGGGCGAGAGGGGCCCCCAGGGCGCGGCGGGCGUAGCAGGGCUCCCCGGCAGGGCGGGCCCCACAGGUCUGCUCGGGUACUGCGAGGCCGCCAUGUGCCUGGCUGCCUCGGCCUACACCUCCCCCAGACUACAGGACGCCAGCAGGAUCAAGGGCCCCGGUAACUAAAACAUGAAGAGAAGAAGAAAAAGGAGCGCUCAGCAGAUUCCUUUUUUUAAAUACCUUGGAGAACGAGGCAAGAUGUGGGCGACGGAGAGAGAGGGAAGAUUAAGAGGCGGACGACUCCACUCCAGACGAAAAAUGCAAUACACAUAAGGGCUGGUGUGGCUUGGGGGUUUGGGUGGGGAUGAGUGUGGUUUUGUGUGUGUGUGUGUGUGUGUGUGGUAGGGGGGGAGGAUAGGGGGCGAUACUGAUGUGAAUGACAUUGCCCCCCUUGUGGCAUCCUAAAAAAGUUGUACUUGUUGGGCGUACUCCAAUCUGAAAUGAACCCCAGCUUUUCCCUAUGGCUUGACAGCCGAUCAUUGAUGAUGAUCCUCCCCCUGGAUUGGACGAUGCCAGCGUCAAUCACUUCCCAAAUGUCCUGUCCCCAAGCUCCACAGAUGUAACACGUUAGUCACCCAACACGACCAUGGUAUAUCCAGGCCGAGAUCCAACCUCAACUCUUGCCCUUUCCUAUAUACUUUGAUCACGUCACAAUGAUGUUGUUUUUGUUUAUAUAAAUGCAAUUGUAUAUUUUCAUUCCAUUUUUGACACCAGAAUUGUGACAUUGACCCCUGCUGCCUGAUAAAGUGUGCAAAACAAGGACAAAUAAAUGAUUGCAAUCUGAACUAUCAGACCUGAACGAUGUAAUUUCUAAAAAUGAAUGGAUCAAACACACAAUUCGUCUGUAGGCUUCAGCGAAAUCGGUUUUAUUUUUUACCUCAUGUGUACUCCCCCUCUCCCCUCCUUCCUUUUUUCCAUCUAAGUCUCAUUUUAGAAACUACAUGCUUCAUCUCUUCUUCCUGUUGCCUGGCAACAGCAUAUCCCGACGGGUGCUCCCCUCUCCCACAAUGCAGUGCUGUAAAUCUUUGUAAAUGUGUGUUGAUUAUUAUGUAGAGGAAGAAGAAUGGGUUAUGAUAUGCACCGGCAGAAAUCCUGUGUUAAUGAAUUCUGUGUCUAACAUUUUCCUCAGCCAUAGCUGCCAAAAUAAUAAUAAAUACAAAAAUAAUCAGCUCAUCGGUAAGAUUGUGCCGACUUUACCACUGUCGACGUUCUACAAGGUGUCAACGUGGUUCUUUGUUUCUUCAAUGACUUAUUUUCAUUUACAAAAAGCUAUUUAUUGUUCAUAAUAUUAAAUCGUCUGUAAAGUAUAUUUCUUUUUUUCCUCCCUUGUCCUGGAUGUUGAGGCCAAACCGUCAAUAAAGAGGAAGCCUUUUGUAAAAAGA